AUGGAAAGCAACAUAAGGGGUCUUUUUUUACCAAUGCAACUACAUCGGCUUAGGACUUUUGAUAUGCUCCACUUUGUUGAUCCUAAUACCAGAAUUAUAAAUGUGCAUAGAAAAGAAUUUGUUAAAACGUAUAAGGAGACGGUCUUUACUCUUCUUGACAGGUAUAGAUUUGAGAAGAAAGAUGAAAAAUCAUAUGAAAUGCUACAGAGAGAGAUUGAGGAGCUUACUUUGAACUACUCUGAGGAGUCUCUGUAUAAGGCAUGUCCUAACAUCAUGGAAAUGUUAACUAAAACGGAGAUGCCAAGUGCCAAAGAAUACCUUCGUGGGAAGUAUCUUACGGAUAAAACCGGUAGAAUGACUAUUUAUGCUAAAAAGCUUUCUUCUGCCGAUGUUAAGAAUCUCCGAUUUGUACUCUCUGAUAGUGACCAGUCUUUGUUGAAAGAGUUUGGCGAGCAUACCCUAGAGUGCCUACUGGUUCACACCCUUGGCCAACUGUUUAAUCUAGAUAAUUCUGUUAGUCUGGCUGGUUUGGUUGAACGUAUAGAAUCUAAUGUCCGGGUUUAUGCCUCAUUCUUGCGUGAUAAUAGUAUGGUCAAUAAGCCAAAAGAUGCUGCGGAGGAAGCUGUUGAUGAUACUAAAGCCAAAACAAAAGCGUACCCCUUUGGUACUGCAUUAGUCGAAUUUUUAGUGACUCGUGAUCUAUUGCGUUUGAAAACAUAUAAUGAGGAUGAAUUAAAUGUAUUAGACGGGGGUAUUCCUAAAGUCAAAAGGGUAGUCAAAAAGGGUAAAGGUUAUUAUAGGAACUCUUUUGUUUAUGCCGAAUGCUUGUUUAACACCGCUUUACUUCCUAUUAAGUUAAGUCUACCAAUGGUAUUUCCUCCAAAAGAUUGGGAGCCCCGCCUUCCUGAGCACGACCGAAUGUGGUUAUAUAUCUCUGAUAUCUAUGGUGGUUAUUUAAGCAACCCUACUGGCCAAAUCUACAGCACUCAGCGGUGUAUGAGUACACCCCAUGCUAAGAAUUUCUUCAUCUAUUUCGGACAAAAUAAGGAUUCAAAAAGUCAUGAAAAGCUAAAGAGACUUUGUACUUCCAUCAGUAGCUUACAGCGUCAAGCAUUUAAAAUAAAUAGUCCACUCCUUAAUUGUAUUAUUAAUCAUAGGGCUUUGUUUGAAGAUUAUGGCUUCUUGAUGCCCGAAUUUCUUUCCAAGGCUAUACUUCCCCGUGCCACUGGGAUACUUAGAAGACAUUUUAAUAAGAAUCGAGAUAUAGAAAGUAUAUACACAUUUAAUGAUGUGUGCUCUCUAUUGAUGAGGAAUAUGCAGCAGGCUCGUUAUGAGUGUACAAUUCUAGAUCUUGCUAAGGCUUACAAUGGGUAUUCUUUUUACUUUCCGGCAUUUCUAGACUUCAGAGGGCGAAUCUACCGCAGUGGCAUUUUUCACUUCCACGAACGGGAUUUAGCCCGAAGUCUACUACUUUUUGAUUGUAAAAAAGGUUCUCAAUUAACCUCUAACAAUGAUAAAGAAUUAUUUCAAAUAUAUGUAACCGCUACUAGAUUUCACUAUCAAUCAUAUAAUAAUGAGUUUGAGGCUUUAAGCGACGCGAACGACAGCAUAGGUUAUUUGAGGGUGCCCUCCGAAUGGGAUAGUGAGGUGGAUUAUAUAAAAGCUCUCUUGAGUGAUUCACAGAAGGCUAAACACCCUUUCCAAUAUUUCUCGAAUAUGCAUCUCUUUUUGAUGAGGCUUCCCGCAGGGCACAGGUUCCCACCUUUGUCUAUCUCAGAACACCUAUGUCAAGCAAUGGGGAAAAAGUCUGCUGCUUCAUCAAGGAAGCGAUCCAAAGGCAUCCACAAGCAUCUGGAAUUGGAAGGGAGCUCGGUCGGAAAGGAAGCGAAUUCUUUUUAUGCCGGUCAGCGCCUAGUGAGUCUCUUCCUUCAUCCCGGGAAAAAGGGAAGCCCUAUAUAG
Abrus precatorius (Indian licorice) is the source of this 1959-nucleotide messenger RNA. Its product is annotated as probable DNA-directed RNA polymerase. The coding region runs from base 1 to 1959 and encodes 652 amino acids. Gene Ontology annotation, biological process: mitochondrial transcription. Gene Ontology annotation, molecular function: DNA binding; DNA-directed RNA polymerase activity. The transcript is spliced from 3 exons. Gene Ontology annotation, cellular component: mitochondrial DNA-directed RNA polymerase complex. The record is from RefSeq and is a predicted model, not a curated record. Lineage: Eukaryota; Viridiplantae; Streptophyta; Magnoliopsida; Fabales; Fabaceae.